This is a messenger RNA of Carlito syrichta (Philippine tarsier), 1203 nucleotides long. RefSeq names its product small nuclear ribonucleoprotein U11/U12 subunit 48 (gene SNRNP48). Lineage: Eukaryota; Metazoa; Chordata; Mammalia; Primates; Tarsiidae. The transcript has 9 exons. Gene Ontology annotation, cellular component: nucleoplasm; cytosol; U12-type spliceosomal complex. The record is from RefSeq and is a predicted model, not a curated record. The coding region runs from base 31 to 1050 and encodes 339 amino acids.
GGCGCUUCCUCACGGCGGGGGGCUGAGGCCAUGGAGGGCGAAGCUCCUCCGCCGGAGGAGCGGCGGCGGCUGCAGGAGGAGCUGAGCGAGUUCGUGGAUAGCUGCUUCCGGACCCUGGAAGAGGUGACGGCGUCCAUGGGCUGGAGCCUGGAUAGCCUGGAUCCCGGAGAAGAGGAGGCGGCGGAGGAGGAAGUCGUGAUAUGUCCUUAUGAUUCCAAUCAUCACAUGCCUAAAUCGUCUUUGGCAAAGCACAUGCCAUCUUGUAGAUUGAGGAAAAUGGGGUAUACCAAAGAAGAAGAGGAUGAAAUGUAUAAUCCUAAUUUUUUCUAUGAGAAUAUGAAUAUGCCAUCAGUUACUUUGAAUAAGGACUCACAAUUCCAGAUAAUUAAGCAAGCUAGAACUGCAACUGGAAAAGAUGGUGAUUGCUAUAAUCAAAGAAUUUAUUCUUCAUUGCCUGUUGAAGUGCCUCUGAAUCACAAACGAUUUGUUUGUGAUUUAACUCAAGCUGAUCGUCUUGCCCUCUAUGAUUUUGUAAUUGAAGAGACAAAGAAAAAGCGCUCUGAUUCUCAGAUCAUUGAAAAUGACAGUGACCUUUUUGUAGACUUGGCUGCCAAAGUCAAUCAAGAUAAUAGUCGAAAAAGUCCAAAAUCCUACCUUGAAAUCCUGGCAGAAGUGAGAGAUUAUAAAAGAAGACGCCAGUCUUAUAGAGCUAAGAAUGUUCAUAUAACCAAAAAAUCAUAUACUGAGGUGAUUCGAGAUGUAAUCAAUGUGCACAUGGAAGAACUCAGUAAUCAUUGGCAGGAAGAGCAGGAAAAAGCAGAGGAGGAUGCUGAAAAGACUGAAGAAAGGCGAUCAGCUUCAGUAGAUUCACGACAGUCUGGUGGAAGCUAUUUGGAUGCUGAAUGUUCACGACAUCGAAGAGAUCGGAGUAGGAGCCCAUAUAAACGAAAAAGAAAUAAAGAUAAGGAUAAAAACUCUGAGUCGAGAAGAAGGAAAGAAAGGGAUGGAGAAAGACAUCAUAGUCAUAAAAGAAGAAAGCAAAAAAUAUAAAUGAAGUAUUUGUGCAUGUAUGUUUAUGCCACGAUAACCAAUAUGCUGAUAUAUUAAUUGGAAUUGCUUUGCAUAGGAGAAUAUGUUUAUAUGAUAUAUUUAGUGUUCAUUAUUUUUUAAUAAAUACUUAUGCAUCAAACCAUGAGUAUACUA